Puccinia triticina is the source of this 420-nucleotide messenger RNA. RefSeq lists its product as uncharacterized. The record is from RefSeq and is a predicted model, not a curated record. Gene Ontology annotation, molecular function: chromatin DNA binding; protein heterodimerization activity. NCBI's taxonomy places the organism in Eukaryota, Fungi, Basidiomycota, Pucciniomycetes, Pucciniales, Pucciniaceae. The coding region runs from base 1 to 420 and encodes 139 amino acids. Gene Ontology annotation, biological process: leading strand elongation; DNA damage response; heterochromatin formation. The transcript has 5 exons. Gene Ontology annotation, cellular component: CHRAC; epsilon DNA polymerase complex.
AUGCCUAAAGUGAAGAAAAUCGUACAGCCACCUGAUGUCCAACAAUCGGUGGGUGGACAUCAACAAGCCGGUUCGUUCGUCGGGAUCGAAGCCGUUGAAUUACCGAGGGCUGUUGUGAUGAAGCUUGCAAAAUCGACCGGGCCUGGGAACAUGAAGUUGGCUAAAGAAGUCCCGGUGGCGCUUACGAAAGCCAGCACAGUUUUCAUUAGCUAUCUAGUCGCGAUUGCACAUGACAUUGCGGCAGCACGCUCCGAGAAGUCUCUCAACGCUCGACACGUUCUCGAGGCUUGUAAGGAGCUUCAGUGGGCCGACAGCGACGAGCUUCAAAAGACUCUCAAGGUCGAACUCGAAGCUUUCCGAAAACUGAAUGCGGCAAAGAAAGCGCAGAAGACCAGUAAACCGGAGGGCGAGGCCGCGUAG